Acytostelium subglobosum LB1 is the source of this 1275-nucleotide messenger RNA. RefSeq lists its product as hypothetical. The transcript has a single exon. The coding region runs from base 1 to 1275 and encodes 424 amino acids. The record is from RefSeq and is a predicted model, not a curated record. NCBI's taxonomy places the organism in Eukaryota, Evosea, Eumycetozoa, Acytosteliales, Acytosteliaceae.
AUGGAGAAAGUAUGGACUGAGAAACAGUUGAUGCAAUUGGAACCAAUAGAUUUGAAGGAGAUGUGUAAAGAGAGGAAUACUGAGACAAAGUCAAUGUUUAGAAGUACAUUGGUAAAGUUGAUCUUGAAGUAUCAAUCAGAUCUGGCAUUGGCUUCAAAGUUGGCAACACAAAUGACACAAUACCAUCGUGGACUAGUCCAUUACAACUUGCCCAUAAGCAUAAUAUCAUCUAUUCUCAAGUUGACCUGGGACUACCUUGUGAUUGACGCCAACGAGAUGAUUGAACAUUGUCGCUGGCGUACAUCCUUGGCAUUUGUAUCAAAAGAAUGUUUCUUUAUCAUCUCCAAACUGUUCACCAAAGUCAAUCUAUGCUACGACGAAUACACCGAUCCCCUCCUUAUGCAACACCUUGCCAAUCCAUGUUGCCCACUCAAUCACAUAACAACACUUGAACUGAACGAGUAUGAUCUCCGACGACUCUCACUGGUCGUCCAACCAGACAAUCAAUUGAGUCAAGAAGUGCAAACGCUCAUACUCCAUGCAGCUCCGCGAUUCGAAUGGAAGAAGCCCAAUGUACAGCAUGUAUUCAACAAUGUCCGAUCACUCACACUCCAUGGUCGUAUCAUUCGCGAGGUAUUCAAUCAAGUAAUGAACGCCAAUACCUCUACAAUCGACAAGCUCGACUUUACCAACCUCCGUGGCUACUACCGACUCUCCGAGAUCAACUUUGUCCGGCCUCUAAAGGCAUUGUACACACGCGACUAUGUCACAGGCAGAAACAUAAUGUCAUAUUACAAGUUCGACUCGCCACCUCGUGUUGGAUUUGGUGGCACGCCUCAAUACCUGCGAGUCAUGAGCAGUCUACAAAGCAUCUUGCGUGGCAAUGUCACCAACACAAUGUGCAUAUUUGGCACUGGGGACUUUAGUGGAAUGAGCGUAGGCCUCAACCAAGAGCCCCGCAUCACUUGCAUUAAGAUCAUUCCUCCAAACCUGAGCUCUCUGACCACCAUCUUGGAGGAUUUACAAAGGGCCGUCUAUGUCCAGCGACUAGUACUCUUCACCAACACUCUGGACUUUAUCGAAAACAGUACCAAGGGCAGUGACACACUUGCCUAUCACACAGACUUUGCACUUCGAUCCACAGUGAUUGUACAAAGAUCAGAUGGUCCAAAGUACAAACACACCUUUGUUCGAGUGCCAGGUCUCAAGCUCUCAGUCGCGACAACAUCCACUACAACAACCACAACUACCUCCUCGACCUCAACGUCAACCUAG